Molecule: messenger RNA, 580 nt
Organism: Rhipicephalus sanguineus (brown dog tick)
Lineage: Eukaryota; Metazoa; Arthropoda; Arachnida; Ixodida; Ixodidae
Product: erlin-2-like
Exons: 5
Coding region: 71-448 (125 amino acids)
Biological process (GO): SREBP signaling pathway
Cellular component (GO): endoplasmic reticulum; endoplasmic reticulum membrane
Molecular function (GO): ubiquitin protein ligase binding; cholesterol binding
Source: RefSeq, a predicted model, not a curated record
UGAGAAAGUUGCUCAAGUGGCUAAGAUUCAAUACACGCAGAAGAUCUUAGAGCAGGAAUCCCUGAAAAAGAUGUCUCAUAUUGAAGAUGAAAUGCAUUAUUCGAGGGAAAAGAUGAAGGCAGAUGGAGAGUUCUACUCAAAGGAGAGGCUUGCGGAGGCAAAUAGGCUGCUAUUAACCCCGGAGUAUUUGGAACUCAAACGCUACGAAGCAAUUGCUUCUAACAACAAGGUCUAUUUUGGCAAGGACAUUCCAAGCAUGUUCAUCAAUCAUUGCUCACGGCAAUCGGAAGUUGAUGCUACUACCCUAGAUACCAUCACUGCUUCUCUGGCAGGCAAAGGAGCCAAGGGUACUGAACAGGCUACAAAUACAAAAUCAAUGAAGAAACUAGUGUCUGAUCAAGACAGCACUGCUGCAAAGUUCUACGAGCAAGAGGUAUCAGGCUACUAAUUGCCAUUGAUUUCUGUUUGUCAGUGCUCAAGAGAGGACCAUAAUGGAGGCAUUGAGAUGCUUCGAUGGACCUGUGUGUUUACAUUGUUUCUAUCAUGUUAAUAAAUGAUUGCUAUAUUUGCACUUUGGUAA